Messenger RNA from Lates calcarifer (barramundi perch), 3263 nucleotides. RefSeq names its product nuclear receptor subfamily 1, group D, member 2a (gene nr1d2a). Gene Ontology annotation, molecular function: zinc ion binding; nuclear receptor activity; RNA polymerase II cis-regulatory region sequence-specific DNA binding. Bases 308 to 2125 code for a protein of 605 amino acids. Lineage: Eukaryota; Metazoa; Chordata; Actinopteri; Centropomidae. Gene Ontology annotation, biological process: positive regulation of transcription by RNA polymerase II; negative regulation of transcription by RNA polymerase II; hormone-mediated signaling pathway. The transcript has 8 exons. The record is from RefSeq and is a predicted model, not a curated record.
UCUCUUGACUAACCCGCAGUCACACACAACAAGGGGGGAGUUCCUGCGAAUCGCACUCGACUCUGUUCUCAUUCGGAGAGUAAACGCUGGAUGGGUCUCUCUCUCAUGAGUCACCCGCUUGGACCUGCAGCUUAUUUCCAGAAAUAGAUUCCUGAUAUGAGCUUCAGCACCGUCUGUAAACUCGUUUUACUUGCACACAAUCGACAAGUUUAGUCUCCGUCGUUUUCGUGACAAGUAGCAGAAGUCGUGACAGGCAGUUGAGUUUAGUUAAAUAUCCGCUGGAGGUUUUCCUUUCCCUCAUUCGGAGAUGCCUGAGGACGUUGGGACAGCCAAGCCUGGUGGCGUUAUUGCCUACAUUUCCUCUGGCUCUGCCUCCAGCCCAGAGUCCUGUAUGAGCAGCAGCCCCAGCAGCGGCUACCUGGCAACAUCACCCACUCUGUCUCGCCCCUCACUGCCCAGCAGGGCCGUGGGCAUGGUGGUGGAUAUCGCUCCACCAGCCAAGAACGGGCACCAGCGUGGUCACGGCAUGGAGAAGGCCGGGCGCUCCUCCACAUCGGCCAAGAGCAGCAUCACCAAAAUCAACGGCAUGGUGCUGUUGUGCAAGGUGUGCGGCGAUGUGGCCUCGGGCUUCCACUAUGGCGUGCAUGCUUGUGAGGGCUGCAAGGGCUUCUUCAGGAGAAGCAUUCAGCAGAAUAUCCAGUACAAGAAGUGUCUUAAGAUGGAGAACUGCACCAUCAUGAGGAUCAACAGGAACCGCUGCCAGCAGUGUCGGUUCAAGAAGUGUCUGGCAGUGGGCAUGUCCAGAGACGCUGUCCGGUUUGGCCGCAUCCCAAAGAGGGAAAAGCAGAGGAUGCUGCUGGAGAUGCAGAACGCAAUGAACAACAUGAUGAGCAACAACAGCCAGCUGCACAGCAUGCUGCACGGCCACCAGAGCCCCACGCUGCCCAUGGAGACCAUGACCAGCGAUGCCAGCUCCUCGUCCUCCUCGUCCUCCUCCUCUGCUUCUGAUUCCCUGUCGUGCUCCAACCCCUCGUCGCCGCAGUGCCCCCAGGACUCAGAGUCUGUGGUUUCCAUGGACACCAACUCCAGCUCUGCCUCCUCCUGCGCAUCAGACAGCGGCGAGGACGAGGCAGUUGUCGCGACGAGCCGGCAGCACCAAGAUGCCUUAGCGUUCAGCCAACAGAGGUCAGCGAGACGAGGCCAGGUCUCGCCCUCGCCGGUCACAGUUGCCCUGGAGACGGGGUGCGACAGCCGCAUGGAGGAGCAACAAGAGGGCUGGAACUGCUGGAACAACAAUGCAGUUGUGGGAGGGUACCAGCACAGUCCUAACAGUAACAGCCACCACAUCACCAACACUGCUUACAGAGAGGAGAGGGGAGUUUACCAGCAUCAGCCUCAGCAGCAGCUCAACAGCGCCCCUAGCUGUGAACCGUCAGAAGACAGCCAAAGACAGCAUGAAUUUUACACACAAACUGCCUCAAAUGGUUAUAACGGACCAACCAGCCAUGUGAAUAGUAGAGCACACUUGGUCUGUCCGAUGAACACCUCGCCCUACGUUGACCCCUACAAACCAAGCCAGGAGAUCUGGGAGGAGUUCUCCUUGAGCUUCACCCCCGCGGUGCGCGAGGUGGUCGAGUUCGCCAAGAGGAUCCCAGGCUUCCGUGACCUCCCCGAGCACGACCAAGUCAGCCUCCUGAAAGCUGGAACUUUCGAGGUGCUGAUGGUCCGAUUUGCUUCUCUGUUCAACGUGGUCGAGCGGACGGUCACCUUCCUGAGUGGCAAGCGCUACAGUCUCGACACGCUACGCUCGCUGGGCGCCGGCGAGCUGCUCAACUCCAUGUGCGAGUUCAGCGAGAAGCUGGCAGCGCUGCGGCUCGACGCAGACGAAAUGAGUCUCUUCACCGCCGUGGUGCUCGUAUCAGCCGAUCGCUCAGGGAUCCAGGACCUGAACUCAGUGGAGGCCCUGCAGGACAAACUGAUCCGGGCUCUGCGAAACCUGAUUAUGCAGAACCACGGCGACGAGGCAGCCACCACUUUCACCAAACUGCUGCUCAAACUUCCCGAGCUGCGUUCACUCAACAACAUGCACUCAGAGGAACUGCUCUCUUUCAAAGUGCACCCUUGAAAAGCUUCCUAACGGGGCACAUCCACGCCCUUCACCUCCUCCACACACCUCCACCUCCACCAGGACCUGCCUCUUAGUGCACCCCUCGCCCUCUGUAUCCGACCAGCCCCAGUUGUGUGUUUGUUUCUAGAAUGUAUUAAAAGUUAUUUUUUAUUCUGUUUUUGUAAGGUAGACCAUGUGGGGGUCUAAAGAGAGAGGAAUAUAAAAUGUACUGUAUUUAAAGAGAGAGCUUACGCUUGUUGCACACAAACACAAGUGCAUAUGUGUCUCAGUUUUGCAAAAUUGGAGGCACUUUUCUAUUUACAAGAGAGAAGAGUACUUAACUGGCUUUAUGAAAUGAUAGAAUAGAAACUAAUUAGUAUGAUUUUUUUUUUAUUUUGAGCAUUUAUGUUUUCUCCAAAAGCCAUUUAAUUCCAAAGUGUAUUCUCUGAUGAGUGGGUGAAUGUGAGAAACAAUAUAUAUACCGCGUGUUUGUGUGGUCCAGUAUUUUGACUGAUACAUGUUGGCAAGAAAAGGCAAGCUAUCAGGAAAUGUAUCAAAGAAUGUGUGAUGAUUGCUGCUAAUGCAUGGCUGUACUUAAUGCAAACAACUAUUACUUGGAUCUUCUCCCCUCGCCUCAGAAAGCAUCAGUUCAUUGUUUCAUUGUGUUUAGUGAUGUAUGUUUUCUUUUCUUUUUAUUUAAGUCCUUGUCAAUUGCCUGUACACUGCCUGGUGAUUUCUGGGGGAGUCGAUGACGCCACUGUCAGUUUCAGCGACACUACAUUUGCACAAGUUUUGGAGCAGAAACCCAAGUAAUGCAAAAUCCACAGCGCAGCAUCAUGCAAAGCUAUGUGUAAAUUUAAUCACACCCAAGUGUUUCUGCUGUUUUCUCCUGAUUUCCGGUUUUUAUGACACUUUUGGGGAGAUUUUUUUUUUUUUUUUUAAAUCAGACUUUGUGUGCUUUCAGUAUGGCACUGAAUUUGACUCUUGUUUUUGUCAUCCAUUUUGUUGAAAUAUCUGUUUCUUCUACUGGCAACACUGCCAUCUGUAAAUAUCUAUAUAUAAAUAUAUAUAUAUAUAUAUAUAAAUAUAUAUAUAAAUAUCUGAUGAACAUAGAAUAUAAAUAUGAUAUAGUAUGAAUAAAUACAAGAGAAGAGAA